UACACCAGGUCCACGGAGCCACGUGCAGCCGGGGCCUUCCCGGUGCUGCAGUGGCGAGGUGAUAGUGUUGUCAUUUCGGGCGGACCAGAAGACUGGGGCUGAGCAUUUCGAGCGCUCCCUUGCCCUCGCUGGAGACCCAUUGGUCUGCGUUCCCCUCCGGCCUUGUAGGUGCCCAGUGACCACCCCUCUCCUAACUAGUCAAGCCGAGCCAGUCCACAGAGGCAUUACCCAGCCUGGGCUGCUGCCCGUGAACCUUUUCCCUCUUGGCCCUUACAAGUUCUCAAGAGCAGGAAACCAUCUUAAAGUGUAGGAGAGAAAUGACCACGCUAAUUCUGAGAGAACCGCUGAGCGACCUGGUGAGAGGGUUAGGGUGCAGGAGAAUCUAGCUGGCUUGGAAAUCCAGACCCACUUUCGAGGAAACUUCCCCAAAUGAGGGAUUGUAGAAGCUCUUGAUGCUGUGCUGGGCUGACCUGUAAGGAAGUGAGCAGAGAAAACCCCUGCCAGCCCAGUUACCCCUAGCAACCUGCAACAGUUCACCUAGCCUGAAGAAGCUGAACAGAGGAAUCUCUGUCUCAGUGGUCGGUGUUGGACUUGGAUUUGUGAAGGCGCUGAAGAAGGUUCAACUUCGGCAGGGACAGGAUGCGUGCACAGCCCUCAGGACUCAGGACUGGAGCUGAACCUCAGGUUGAGUGUCCACGACUGUCCUCUCCCGGCAACAUGGUGCCCUCUUGCCCGGCAGCAGCAGAGAAGGCAGCGAAGCAGCCGGCCCUGGAUCCCACUGAGCCCUGGGAGCUCAAGUCCUGGCGGGUCCUGGUGGUCUCCCUCUGCUUCUACGGCUUCAUGGCGCAGAUACGGCCCGGCGAGAGUUUCAUCACACCCUACCUCCUGGGGGACAAGAACUUCACCAUGAGGAAGGUCACCAACGAGAUCCUGCCGGUGCUGCCCUACUCCUACCUGGCGGUCCUGGUGCCAGUCUUCCUGCUGACCGACUACCUGCGCUACAAGCCGGUGCUGGUGCUGCAGGGCGUGAGCUACGUGUCGCUGUGGCUGCUCCUGCUCCUGGGCCACACGGUGCUGCACAUGCAGUUCAUGGAGUUCUUCUACAGCAUCACCAUGGCGGCCCGCAUCGCCUACUCCUCAUACAUCUUCUCCCUGGUGCGCCCCGAGCGCUACCAGCGCAUGGCAGGCUACUCACGCUGCGCCGUGCUCUUGGGCGUCUUCACCAGCUCGGUGCUGGGCCAGCUGCUUGUCUCCGUGGGCAGCCUCUCUUUCACUGUGCUCAACUACAUCACCUUGGGCUUCCUGACAUUCAGCCUGAUGCUCACCCUCUUCCUGAAGCGCCCCAAACGCAGCCUCUUCUUUAACCGCAGCACACCCUCAGACCACGCAGCCCUGCCCUCCGAGCUGGACCGCAUGGCCCUCGGGGGCCCCAGCAAGCCAGUCGGCGGCAAGUAUGCCACACUGCUGGCAGCCUGGCGGGACUCUGUGCUGGUCCGCAUGUGCCGUGAGCUGGGGACCAGACUGCAGCAGCCGCAAUUACGCCUCUGGUCCCUCUGGUGGAUCUUCAACUCCGCCGGCUACUACCUGAUCACCUUCUACGUGCACAUCCUGUGGAACAGUGUACAGGACACCCAGCGCAGCUCUAUGGUCUACAACGGCGCGGCUGAUGCUGCCUCCACCCUGCUGGGUGCCAUCACCUCCUUUGCUGCAGGCUUUGUGAAGAUCCGCUGGGCCCUGUGGUCCAGGUUGGUCAUUGCCACGGUCACUGCCAUCCAGGCGGGCCUCAUCUUCCUCAUGAUCAGCACCAACAACAUCUGGGUCUGCUAUACCACCUUUGUGCUCUUCCGAGGUGCCUACCAGUUCCUGGUGCCCAUUGCCACCUUCCUGAUUGCGUCCUCGCUGUCCAAAGAGCUCUGUGCCCUGGCCUUUGGGAUCAACACAUUCCUUGCAGCCUCUCUCAAGACCCUGAUCAUCGCCAUCGUGGCAGAUAAGCGGGGCCUGAACCUCCUAGUCUGCUCGCAGUUCCAGGUGUACUUCGGGUACUUCCUGAUGCUGUCCGUGCUGUACUUCGCAGGGGCCUUGUUGGUGGACCUGCGACGCCAUCUUCGCCAGGGCCGCCACCAACUCGUGGCCCAGGAGAUGACAAGCCCCACACAGAAGGACACACAGGUGCCGGGUGUGCAGGACAAGGGACUUGGCAGCCUGUCGCUCACGGGCCCACCGCUGCCUCCACAGGACAGUGCGCAGACGCCAUGGCCCACUGCCCACAAGCAGAGCCUGCUGCCCAAGGAGGCCUGAGCCGCUGGCUCUACCUCUUGACGUGGACAC
Molecule: messenger RNA, 2328 nt
Organism: Echinops telfairi (small Madagascar hedgehog)
Lineage: Eukaryota; Metazoa; Chordata; Mammalia; Afrosoricida; Tenrecidae
Gene: SLC19A1
Product: solute carrier family 19 member 1
Exons: 7
Coding region: 640-2298 (552 amino acids)
Biological process (GO): folate transmembrane transport
Cellular component (GO): plasma membrane; apical plasma membrane; basolateral plasma membrane
Molecular function (GO): folate:monoatomic anion antiporter activity; folic acid binding
Source: RefSeq, a predicted model, not a curated record